Molecule: messenger RNA, 431 nt
Organism: Ectocarpus sp. CCAP 1310/34
Lineage: Eukaryota; Phaeophyceae; Ectocarpales; Ectocarpaceae
Source: the annotation of a GenBank genome assembly
AUGUCUGCCAGACCCGUUAUCAAGACGAGCACAAUGGCACCAGAUAUGCAGGAGGCUGCGAUCCAGGUCGCCCAGGACGCUAUUCGCGACAAUAAUUUGGAGAAGGACAUUGCAAACGCGGUGAAGGCUGCAUUUGAAGGCCUUUAUCCCUCGCUGUGGCACUGCUUUGUCGGCAGGAAUUUUGGAUGCUUCGUCACGCAUGAGCACACAAAGUUUGUGUACUUGUACAUCGGGCAAAUCGGCGUAUGCCUUUUCUCCACCGCAUGACCACGAGAGGUCGCCAUAUCCCCUCUAGCCGCAUCUAGAGUUCUCGCGACGGGUCUUCUGCAGGAAGGUCUCGAGAUUAUCAGCAAUGGGCCAAGGCGAAAGCUUGGCAAGCGUUACCACGUGCUAGUCAAAGGAGCACACGAAGGAAAAGAGAGGUCUAAGUC